AUGAGUAACUUUUCGAAUUUCCCAAAAGUGGUAUAUCCUGGGCAAUUAAUUUGUCCCGAAUACGAUACUGAACAAAAUAAAGAAGGUCAAGAUAUUGUUUAUCGAUUCAUAUGUGGGAAUGGUACUAAAUUAUUAGAUUAUAAAUAUAAUACUACUACUGUUAAAGCAAUAACUGCAACGUUAUUAGGUGAUGUUAAAGUGGAGGAAGAAAUUACUGUAAGGAAUGAAGGAGGUGAAGAGUCGGAAGAAAAGGAUAAAGAUAUUGAUGAAACACCUGAUAUUAUUGAAGACAGUGACGCUAAUAAUAGUUCGGAAGUUGAAAAAUUUUCUGAUAGAAUUAUAAGAGUUAUGAAAGUUUCUGUAGUACAAGAUAAUAAAUUUUCCAAAAAUGCAUUAGUUGAUGAUAAAUUUGCAAAUAAUCUUCCGAAAGAAGGAGAUAUUGUUUUAACCAGAGUAACACGUAUAUCAUUGCAAAGAGCGAAUGUGGAGAUAUUGGCUGUAGAGAACCAGAAUGUUCCAGUAGAUAGUGGGAUUGGUAGUAAUGGAUCUGGAAUUGUCGCGGCAUGUGGAGGAUCAGGUGCAUCGACCUUUUCUGUUUCACAAGUUUCAUCUGAUUUAGGUGAAACAUUCAGAGGAUUAAUUAGAUCGCAAGAUGUUAGAGCUACUGAAAGGGAUCGCGUUAAGAUAAUAGAUAGUUUUAAGCCUGGAGACAUUGUUAGAGCACAAGUCUUAUCGCUUGGUGAUGGUACGAAUUACUAUUUGACAACAGCUAGGAACGAUUUAGGUGUUGUGUUUGCAAAGGCAGCUAAUGGUGCAGGUGGGUUAAUGUAUGCAUUAGAUUGGCAAACGAUGAUUGCACCAUCUACUGGUAUAUCGGAGAAACGUAAAUGUGCUAAACCUUUUUAA
Molecule: messenger RNA, 906 nt
Organism: Naumovozyma dairenensis CBS 421
Lineage: Eukaryota; Fungi; Ascomycota; Saccharomycetes; Saccharomycetales; Saccharomycetaceae
Gene: CSL4
Product: exosome non-catalytic core subunit CSL4
Exons: 1
Coding region: 1-906 (301 amino acids)
Biological process (GO): RNA processing
Cellular component (GO): nuclear exosome (RNase complex); cytoplasm
Molecular function (GO): RNA binding
Source: RefSeq, a predicted model, not a curated record